Molecule: messenger RNA, 945 nt
Organism: Nycticebus coucang (slow loris)
Lineage: Eukaryota; Metazoa; Chordata; Mammalia; Primates; Lorisidae
Product: olfactory receptor 52P1-like
Exons: 1
Coding region: 1-945 (314 amino acids)
Biological process (GO): G protein-coupled receptor signaling pathway
Cellular component (GO): membrane
Molecular function (GO): G protein-coupled receptor activity; olfactory receptor activity
Source: RefSeq, a predicted model, not a curated record
AUGUCAUUGUCAAAUAAUACCAAUUUCCAUCCCAGCAUCUUUCUUCUCCUUGGCAUUCCGGGAAUGGAAGCCUUCCACAUCUGGAUAUCAAUGCCCUUCUGCCUGGUUUACCUAAGUGCUCUCCUGGGAAAUUUCUCCAUUCUGUUUAUCAUCAGAACGGAUCCUAACCUCCAUGAGCCCAUGUACUUCUUCUUCUGCAUGCUCUCCAUGGCUGACCUGAUCAUCUCUACCACAGCUAUGCCAAAAAUCCUCAGCAUUUUUUGGUUCCAGGACAGGGAGAUCUAUUUUGAAGCCUGCCUUGUACAAGUAUUUCUCAUUCACUCGUUCUGCAGCAUGGCCUCAGGGUUCAUCCUGGCCAUGGCCUUUGACCGCUACGUGGCCAUCUGUAAUCCUCUCAGACAUUCCAACGUCCUGACACACAGAGUCAUCAAGAACUUAGGGCUGGCCAUUGUUUUCCGUGGGGCUUUCCUUUUCAGUCCUCAGCCAUUCAUGCUCCGGUGGCUUCCCUACUGCAAAACUAACGUCAUCCCUCACACUUACUGUGAAUUUAUGGCUCUGAUCAAGCUCGCUUGUGCGAAGACCAGGAUCUCCAGAAUAUACAGUCUAACUGCUGCCUUCCUCACUGGGGGUUUAGAUUUCAUGCUAAUCAUAUGCUCCUAUGUUGUCAUACUUUACACCGUCUUCCGCCUUCCCUCCAAGUCUGCUCGGCUCAAGACUCUGGGCACCUGUGGAUCCCACGUGUGUGUGAUCUUAAUGGCCUAUACUCCCGCUUUCUUCUCCUUUCUUACUCACAGGUUUGGACACAUUGUGGCUCCUCAUAUUCACAUCUUGGUGGCUAACAUCCACCUCCUUGUUCCACCCAUGGUGAACCCAAUGAUCUAUGGUAUAAGAACCAAGAGAAUCCGAGAACGGUUCCUCCAAGUUUUGACUUCUCACAAACUCUAA